This is a messenger RNA of Piliocolobus tephrosceles (Ugandan red Colobus), 5735 nucleotides long. RefSeq names its product CBY1 interacting BAR domain containing 1 (gene CIBAR1). Gene Ontology annotation, biological process: cilium assembly. The record is from RefSeq and is a predicted model, not a curated record. Bases 136 to 891 code for a protein of 251 amino acids. Gene Ontology annotation, cellular component: ciliary transition zone; ciliary basal body. Lineage: Eukaryota; Metazoa; Chordata; Mammalia; Primates; Cercopithecidae. The transcript is spliced from 8 exons.
GCCCGGGCUGGCGCGGCGGCGCGAGGGGCGGGCUCUCGGGCUCCCGGCGGCUGCUUGCGCCCCAGCGCGCGCCCAGGCGCCUUGGAGUCCCCGUCCUUGGGCCCCCGCAAGGUCCCCUGCCGUGCGCGAGGCAGCAUGAUGAGGCGCACCCUGGAAAACCGGAACGCUCAAACGAAACAACUGCAAACAGCUGUCUCAAAUGUGGAGAAGCAUUUUGGAGAACUGUGCCAAAUCUUCGCUGCCUAUGUGCGGAAAACUGCCAGGCUGAGGGACAAAGCCGACCUCCUGGUGAAUGAAAUCAACGCGUAUGCUGCUACAGAGACCCCACAUUUAAAGCUGGGCCUGAUGAACUUUGCUAAUGAGUUUGCCAAACUUCAGGAUUAUCGACAAGCAGAGGUUGAAAGACUUGAAGCCAAAGUAGUUGAACCCUUGAAAGCUUAUGGGACCAUUGUGAAAAUGAAACAGGAUGACCUCAAGGCAACAUUCACAGCAAGGAAUCGAGAAGCUAAGCAGUUAACUCAGUUAGAAAGAACACGUCAGCGAAACCCAUCUGAUCGACAUGUUAUUUCACAGGCAGAAACGGAAUUACAGAGAGCUGCAAUGGAUGCUAGCCGAACAAGUCGUCAUCUGGAGGAAACUAUUAACAACUUUGAAAGGCAGAAAAUGAAGGAUAUAAAGGUUUUCCGAAAUUCUCUGUAUGCACCAGAUUAUUCAUCUCGUUUAGAUAUUGUACGAGCAAAUUCAAAGUCAUCUCUUCAGAGAUCACUGUCAGCUAAGUGUGUAUCUGGAACAGGACAGGUAUCCACUUGUCGACUAAGAAAGGAUCAACAAGCAGAUGAUGAUGAGGAUGAAGAGUUAGAUGUCACAGAAGAAGAAAAUUUUCUUAAGUAAACAUUUCCAUUUUCAUCAUAAAUGACAUGGAAUCCACAAUGACUAAACUAUAGAACUUUAUACUCACUUUGAUAUGUUAAGCCUCAAAGUGAAGUCCAACUGGAAACAAAAACAAUUAAAGGAAACUUAUGCUGACCAAAAAUGAAGGCUUUAAAAAAUAUUACAUACCAGUCAUUUCAACAUCCUACCUAGUGUUAGGUGAUUUUUGUGUAAGUACCUUUUUUUUUCAAAGAUGCUGUAUUUCAGAGUAUUUCAUAUGAAUGUACUAUAUCUACUUGAAGUUCCAAUAGUACAUUAUGACAGAAACCAAAAGAUCUAACAAUUCUGCUUAGCUUUUUGGGUUAAGACUCCAUGCUUUCAUUACCAGAAAAGGGUCCUAUGUAGUCAUUCUGAUUACAUGUAAUUCUAUUCCAUGAAGCCUUAAGAAAAAAUAUUUUUUUUACUUUCCCUUAAAACUUUAUCAUUUGAUAAGUAAAUUUACUUUUCAAGAGUAUAAUCAAAGAGUAAAGAUAAUGUGACACUAAGAUAUCAGUGUUUUAUGAAUACACAUAAGGCAUAAAUUUCAGCUGUAAAAAAAGCCACAUUCAAUCUGACUCUGGUUUUAAAACAAAACUGCUGUCAUACUUAUACAUGAUACUGCAACUUUUGGAAGGCUAAUUUAGUGGAAUGUUGCCUCUUCACAGAACACCAUAAAUCAUUAAAAAUUCUAUAAAAAUUUUACCAAGCUACCAUGCAGUUAAUAAAAGGGUAUACAAUCACUUUUAUUUCUGAAAAUAUAAAACAAUUGGAGCCUUUCAGUGUCUCUGAUGCUUCUCUUUUGGUAAGGAAUUAUACUUUUAUUUCAUGGAUCCCAGGCAGGCAUAUAAAAGGGAAUUUAUAAAAUCAUUUGGGAUAAUUAGAAAAUGCAAUUAUUCAUAACAGAAAAAUAAAGAUUUCUAGAAAACUUUUGACUUUGUCAUUCAUGGCUCUUAGCAAAGCACUCCUUCCUGAGAAUAGUCCUAAGUGACAAAGUUAUUUCAGUACUUUUUUUGUAAAAUAUUUAAAACAUUUUAAAACCCUAAAUAAAUUGAUAUUAAGAAACUCAAGAUUAUCCUUGGAUAUUUACUGCUCCCUCAGUAUUUAAAUUUGGUUGUAGUUCGGGGGAAAACAGUUAUUAUAUUUAUUUUGCUGUUUACUAAACAGCAACUUCUCUUGAGCAUUAUUUGCCUUAUUUGUAAAGUAAAAACUGCAUAAACCAAUAAUUCUAGAAUAAAACAUACAUUCUGCCUACCUCAAAGAAAUAUUCUAAGAACAAAAGGAAUACUAUCCAUGAAAAUACUUUCAUUAAUGUAAAAUUUUCAUUAUUUAGACCAGACCUAGGUUGGCAAACUUCUUAAAGGGCCAGAUAGUAAACAUUUUUACUCUUUGUGGGUUGAGGCAAAUUCAAGACUAUUAUAUGGGUACUUACGUAACCAUUUAAGACUUAAGUACACUUAAAAAUGUAAAAAACCAUUCCUAGCUUCCCACUGCAGCAACAACAAAAAACAGGCAACCAAUCCAACCAACCCAGCCUGUAAGUCUCCAUCUCUUAUCUCCAAAAUAGGAAUACAAAUUGAGUAUCCUUUAUCUGAAGUGCUUGGGACCAGAAGUAUUUAAGACUCUGGAUUUCUUCAGAUUUUGGAGUAUCUGCAUUAUACCAGUUCAACAUUCCUAACCCAAAAAUCUGAUAUCUUAAAUGCUGCAAUGAGCAUUUUCUUUGAGCAUCAUGUUGGCACUCAAAAAGUUUGCAAUUUUCGGAGCAUUUGAAAUUUCAAAUUUCCAGAUCAGGAAUACUCGACCUGUAGUACAUUUACUAGGAUUAUCAGAAUUAAAUGAUAGUUAAUUCAUACAUAAUUAUACAUCAUAUAGUAUCUAAUACACCUCAAUAAACAACAGCUAUUAUUUACUGCAAAAACAGAGGCAGCAAGGUCACUACUUAACAGGUGAUAUAUGGAUCAAGAACCACUGCUCUUAACAGUGAUGUCAGUAAAUUAAUAGAAAUGCAUUCCUAAUAUGAUUUUUACCUAUCUCUUUGUUGUGGGAUUGACUUUCUAGACAUGAUCUACAUUUUUUUUAGAUACUUUCUAGACAAAAAUGUUGAAGACAAAUGCCACUGGAUAUCAGACUAGAGAAUACACCUCCAGUGUACCUGGUAUACCUUGAGGAUAGGAGAGGAAAAACUGGCUAUGAGAUGACAAUUACUGAAGCUGAGUGAUGUGUACAUGAAAAUUUACUAUUCUUUUUUUAUAAUUGAAAUUGAUGAGGUGCUAGGAAGCUGGCUCUCUGAGGGGACAACGGAAGGGGAAUUCCUUGAUUUGCUGCAUUUAUCAAUUUCCAUGGUGUAAAAUACUCCUGUCAUGGCCAAUUUGUUAUUGACAUAUCACUAAAGGCAGAGUUGGAGAGAGAUGUGCAAAGAUGGCUCCCAACUAGAAGACAUCACUUCUGUAAUAAAUGUUUUAUAAUGAAGUUUAAAAAUAUUAAGCCCUGAUAUAUUAUGGAGUAAAAUGAAAUAUUCACAUAAUUUAAAAAUCAAAAUACAAGACUGGGCACAGUGGUUCACACCUGUAAUCCCAACACAUUCUGGGAGACCAAGGAGGAUGGAUUACUUGAGGCCAGGAGACCAGAAAUUUGAGAACAGCCUGGGCAACACAGUGAGACCCUGUCUCUACAAAUAAUAAAAAAAGUUAGCCAGACAAGAUAGCACACAGCUGUAGUCCCAGCUCUCAGGAGGCUGAGGCAGGAGGACAGCUUGAGCCCAGGAGUUGGAAGCUGCAGUGAACCAUUAUCAGACCACUGCACUCCAGCCUAGCCAACAGAACAAGACUCUGGCUCUUAAAAUAAUAAAACUACAAAGCUUAUGUUUACUAUAGCUGGCCUCUUAUCUACCACCACCAUCCCACCUCAGCCUAGUUUGAAAAGCAAUUCCACAGUAAGUAAUCCCUCACGUUAAGCUUCAUCUUAGCUUUAUUCCUUUGUAUUUGAGUAUUUUUUAACUUUCCAUAUAUUCAAGAUGGGUGACCAAAUGAACCAUCUAUACAAUCUCUGCUCAAUUAAAAAUAUUUCUUUCUACUUUCUUUAUUGUGCUUGGUUUGGAUAUUCCAAACAAUUUAACGUCAUCCUAGCUACUUACAAGCUUAAAGAAUCAUACUGCGGUGCUUUUUUGUAUCAAAUUUACCUGUUUAUUCAUUCCAUAGUGAGCAGGAUAUUCACUAUUUAAAACAAAUUUAAGCAGAUUUGUUAGAUUUCUUUACAUCACUGAAAAGUAACACAAAAAUACAUAUAGGUAGUAACUAAGUACUGACAAAGUAUUCUACCUAUGCAAUGUCCUAUUAAAUGUCUAAAUUACCCUAUGCAAAUUCAAUUGUAUUCUUAUUUACUCAAUGGGGAAAAUCUGGAUUACAGAACUGAGGAAAAUUAUGUUUUAUGAAAAUUAUAAAAGGCCAACCAGAGUCAAUCAUGUUGAAUAAAAUGAACAAUUGUGAAAUAUAAGCCAGUAAUAUACAAUGUGAGUAUCCCAAGAGAAAUCCUGGACAGAAAGAAACUUUUAAAGUCACUCGGGUUUUUUUUAUUAAUAAUGUUAAUGUUUGAGCUUAAUGUUUGAGCAUGCUGGUUUUACCUUUUUAUGCUAAUUUUAAACCAACAACCGAAGUCAGAAAAUAUAUCACUUAUCCUUGAAAGUAUCUUUAGCAUGGUCUUCCUAAUUAAAAAUACUACUUAAAAAAGUGAGGCAGCAAAAACAUGAACUGGAGUCAGUGGUCUGUCUGGUUAAAACUGGCCCCAUGAUUUAUUACCUGUGACUUCAAGCAAGUUGCUUAACCUCCCACUUCAUUAUCUCAUUUGUGAAAUAGAGGUAAAUAAUUAACCCUGUACUCAUAGGGAAUACUGAGAUUAUGCAUGUAAAGUGCUUACAGUGCCUAGCACAUAGUAAGUGCCUAAUAAAUGUUAGCCAUAAAUAUUAUUAUGGGUACAGAAAAUCAAAUUCCCUAUUUGCAAAAUGUAUGCACUAAAUGCUGAAUAUCAAAGAAGUCAAAAUUCAACCACACAAGUCUUAACAGUUAUGGAGUCUUUGCAUGGACACAAAGUUUUGAAGCUAAAAAAUGAGAACCUAAUAUUACAUGCAAGUUAUGUGACUCAUCAGUAAAUUUUUCCUAGGAAAACUAUACCAUUUGUCAGAUUCUUCCCAGCAUAAGCCUGAGUCCUCUUGCACCUAUAAUUAGAUUCUUAUUUUACUGUCUUUUGCGUAUGUUGUAUUAAUCUUAUUUGGUUGAUAAGAUGUUGAAGAAACCAUGGAAUUAUACACAGCACUAUACAUUAUUACUAUAGAAUGUCUGGUCCCUCCCAUCAUAAAUAUAGUUUAAUGAAGUUACUGAAAAACUUCACAGUAUCAAGCUGCAAUUCUUUUUUCUUUUUAUACAAAUACAAGUUAAUUAGUUGUUCUAUUAAGUUGCAAUUUUAUUGUUAUAAAACUUUGUAAAGUUAUGAACAUGGAAACCCUAAGAUCACCUAAGCUUUUUACAUAAGUAAAUUUCAAGUUGACAGUCUGUCCAUUUUGAACUAUUUAUAAUUAACAGGACACUUAACACAGUAAUAUCUCAGACAAGGAAGAGGGCAUUAAUUCUGCAGGCAAGUAGCAAUGAAAAUGCCAAACCUGAACAGUCACUAUUUCCUUAUACAGUUUGAGUAAACGAUGUAGACUACAGAAUGAAAAAAAAAAAAAGUGAAUAUAAAAUGUAUCUUCCCCAAAUACAACUCAACUUCAGUAAGUCUUGAAGCUUACCCAUGACAUCAACAAAAUGAACGAACUCAGGGAAUUAGUUCUUUCUCCC